Mollisia scopiformis is the source of this 787-nucleotide messenger RNA. RefSeq lists its product as uncharacterized. NCBI's taxonomy places the organism in Eukaryota, Fungi, Ascomycota, Leotiomycetes, Helotiales, Mollisiaceae. The record is from RefSeq and is a predicted model, not a curated record. The annotation marks the transcript as partial. The transcript has 2 exons. Gene Ontology annotation, molecular function: nucleic acid binding.
GAAUUGCAACUCUCUUGCUCUGUUAAGACCCUCAAACGCCGCUGCAAAGAAGCUGGAUACUACUCUUGUAUCUGCUGCCAAAAGCCCUACCUCACUAAGACCCAAGCCAAUGCGCGGUGGCUGUGGGGGAUAGCACACAUGUUUUGGACUAUUUGGGAAUGGAGUCAGAUACUGUACUCAGAUGAGGUCACAUUUCAAGUUGGAGGGAAGAAAUGCAAGCAGAGGUGUAUUAGGAAUAAGAAGGAACGCUGUCAUCCUGACUGCAUUCAAUUCCAAAUGCAUAGAGGUGGCACUAUUCCUGUACACUUCUUUGGUGCUGUAGGCUACGGAUACAAAAGUCCAUUGAUCAACAUUCAUGGAACUAGGAAGAGUGGGGCAUUUACACAAACUGAUUACCUUGCUCAAUUCAUGGAAGACGGCAACUCUGCUCACGGCCACAAGACUACUAGCAAUAUUUGUGCUACUUGGCGUACUUCUAUGGGUAUUACUCUAUUCCCCCAUCCUGCAGUUAGCCCUGAUAUGAAUCCUAUUGAGAAGUGCUGGAGGAGAAUAAAACAAGCUCUCCAUAGGCGCCUAAGGCAGCCAACAACUGAGGUUCAAAUGGUUGUAGCAGUAUUAGAAGAAUGGGACAAAAUUCCUCAGGAAUGGAUCAAUGGGCUUAUUGAGCAGCAGGACUUCUGGGUACACGACUUAAUUAAGCGAUGUGGCUGGUCUACAGCUAAUUAAUUAAUAAAAUUCAUGAUUCUGAUGCCCUGAACGCACGGACUUUUGUCCCCAUGUUCGUUAG